UUUGUACACACUGCGAUGAUGGCGAUGAUGAUGCCUGCAAUCUCCAACAGCAGCAGCAGCAACAACAAUACUACCAAAAAAACCAACACAAAUUCUUCCUCUCUGUCUCUUUCUCUCUCUCUCUCUCUCUCUCUCUUCACCAUACCUCUCCUAUCUCCUCCUCUCUGUUAUUUACACUCUUAACUUAAGCAUGGUUAAUAUCUCUAUCCGUUCCAUCACAUCGAUCCCAUGCAAUUAUGUUGAAAACCCAUGAAAACUAAGACCUUGAAAGAGCCAUGGACAACAAGUGUGGGUGCUGGGCUGUCCUCAAACGCGGCGUUAGUGGUACCUGCAAGUCCUCUGCUUCCAAAGACUCUGUUAACACUAUCCCUCGCACUAGUCUUGUUUAUGAUGCAGCAACGGAGACCAGAUAUCUUAACGCUAGCAAUAGGGACCUCCUGCCCCCUAAUGAAGCCCAGUUAUCCUCUGAUACUCCCAAUCCACCACCAUCAGAUGAGAAGCCCACUCGACAGUUGCUCCAAUUUACUUUUCAGGAGCUCAAAUCUGCAACCGGGAACUUCAGACCGGAUAGCAUUCUAGGCGAAGGCGGAUUUGGAUAUGUCUUCAAAGGGUGGAUAGAGGAAAAUGGAACAGCACCAGCAAAACCUGGAUCAGGGAUUACAGUAGCAGUUAAAAGCUUAAAGCCAGAUGGUCUCCAAGGCCAUAGAGAAUGGGUGGCCGAAGUUGACUUUCUGGGACAGCUCCACCACCCUAAUCUUGUAAAGCUUAUUGGAUAUUGCAUUGAAGAUGAUCAAAGGCUGCUUGUUUAUGAGUUUAUGACUCGCGGGAGUCUUGAAAAUCAUCUUUUCAGAAGGACUAUACCUCUGCCAUGGUCCAAUAGGAUUAAGAUUGCACUUGGUGCGGCAAAAGGAUUGGCCUUUCUCCAUAAUGGUCCAGAACCAGUCAUCUAUAGAGAUUUUAAGACAUCCAACAUUUUGCUUGAUUCGGAAUACAAUGCAAAGCUAUCAGAUUUUGGUUUAGCGAAAGCCGGGCCGCAGGGAGACAAAACACAUGUUUCUACCAGGGUUGUUGGAACAUAUGGCUAUGCUGCUCCAGAGUAUGUGAUGACAGGACACUUGACAUCCAAAAGUGAUGUUUACAGCUUCGGCGUAGUUUUACUUGAGAUUUUAACAGGAAGAAGAUCGAUGGACAAGAAACGCCCUAGCGGAGAACAAAACCUUGUGGCCUGGGCUCGGCCACAUUUAGCUGACAAGCGAAAGCUUUCCCUUCUAGUGGAUCCACGCUUGGAAUUGAAUUACUCCAUUAAAGGGGUACAGAAAGUCUCACAAUUGGCUUACAACUGCCUUAGCAGGGACCCAAAAUCCCGGCCUACAAUGGAUGAAGUAGUGAGGGUUCUUACUCCAUUGCAAGAUCUUAAUGACCUGGCCAUCUUAUCUCAUCACUCUCGUUUAUCUCAACAAGGAAGGCGCAAGAAGAAACCUGAUGGAGCUCACCAGCUCACCUACAGCCAAUCUAAAAGCAUCAGAGAUUCUCCGUUGAAUACUGGCAAGCAGCAGCGUAGGUGAUGGGCGGUCAACCCCUUUCCUUGACUGACCCAACAAAGGUCCUGCCUUUGCUAAAUGGGCUGUGUGAGGACAGUUUUCUUGUGCUUGUAUAACUUUGGGGUGUAUGAGUUUUUUCUGAGACAAAGGGACAAUGGAAGAGGCUAUGAAAGAUGAAUGAUAUGAGAUCCUUUUCCUUUGAAGUACCCUUGCAUUAGAGAUCAGCUAACCCAUCAAUAUUUGGGAACCAAUAUAAUCCUCAUUCGUCA
This is a messenger RNA of Prunus dulcis (almond), 1810 nucleotides long. RefSeq names its product probable serine/threonine-protein kinase PIX7. The transcript is spliced from 6 exons. The record is from RefSeq and is a predicted model, not a curated record. Gene Ontology annotation, biological process: protein phosphorylation. Lineage: Eukaryota; Viridiplantae; Streptophyta; Magnoliopsida; Rosales; Rosaceae. The coding region runs from base 276 to 1565 and encodes 429 amino acids. Gene Ontology annotation, molecular function: protein kinase activity; ATP binding.